Messenger RNA from Exaiptasia diaphana, 1156 nucleotides. RefSeq names its product tRNA (guanine(10)-N2)-methyltransferase homolog. The transcript has 11 exons. Gene Ontology annotation, molecular function: nucleic acid binding. NCBI's taxonomy places the organism in Eukaryota, Metazoa, Cnidaria, Anthozoa, Actiniaria, Aiptasiidae. Gene Ontology annotation, cellular component: cytoplasm. Gene Ontology annotation, biological process: methylation. The record is from RefSeq and is a predicted model, not a curated record. The coding region runs from base 49 to 1113 and encodes 354 amino acids.
ACAUUAGAUCAACUAUGUGAAAAUCUUAAGAAAUAUCCAACUAGUAGAAUGCAACCCUAUUGCAGUAAAGAAGCAACAUUCAGAAUCAACGUAGAAACUUAUAACAAAAAGAUACCUCAAUCACAUAGGGAGCAUUAUUAUGAGGCACUUUCAUUUUUACCAUUUAAAGGAAAAGUUGCUUUGGAUAAUCCAGAAAAUCAGUUUUCUCUUGUCCUGGACUUUGGGCAAGAUACAAAUGUAGCAGCUGAAACGCCUUGUAGAUAUUAUUUUGGACGUUUGAUUGGUAAAGGACAACGUCACUUAUGUCAGAAAUACUCUUUGAAGGAUAGGUACUUUAUUGGUAAUACAUCAAUGGAUCCAUUGCUAUCAUUCUUUAUGGCUAAUCAAGGACAGGCACGACCAGGAACACUGGUGUUUGAUCCUUUUGUUGGGACGGGCAGUACUUUAUUAUCAUGUGGACAUUUUGGUUCAAGAGUGUUUGGUAGUGAUAUUGAUAAAAACUUGAUAACAGGAAGAGGGAAGUCAUCACGUGCUUCAAGCAAGUGCAAGUGGAGAAAAAGAGAUGAAAUAAUUCGCACUAAUUUCAUUAAUGCUGGCUUGGAGCAUUUGUUUGUGGAUGUUAUGGUGGCCGAUGCUUCCAGGCAAGUACUUCGACCAACGCCUAUCUUUGACGCAAUCAUCACUGAUCCUCCUUAUGGAGUCCGUGAAGGUGUUCGCAGUCAAAUAUCUGAAAAAGAACUUACUGAGAAUAGAUCAGAUGCAGAGCUUGGUUAUCCAUCGAUCCAUCUUGGACGGUUAUCAGAUAUUAUACUAAGUCUACUGCACUUCUCGUCACAGUAUCUCUGUUUAAAUGGUCGGCUUGUAUUUUGGUUACCUGUCUACAAACCAAGUUAUUCCGACAGCAAAGUCCCUCAUCAUCCAUGCUUUCGACUUGUGGCAAACAGCGAGCAAAACUUAUUCACGAAUAUCUCCAGACGCCUUCUUACCAUGGAAAAGACACACGAGUACAAUAAGUCUGUGACUAUGGACUCACUCCGUGACAAGAACAGAGAAUUUGAAAUAAUGUGUGAUAAGUUUAGAGAAAAUUAUUUUAUGCCGUCGAACUCCAGCUGAUAGAUAAAACUGCGAAUAAAAAUUAAAUCAACAUUCAAAAAUC